AUGGGGAUUACUCUUCUCUUAUUCUUGGUCUGCAUCAGCAGAGCCGUCUCUGAGAAUAUUGACGAGAUGCUAAGAAAACAUGAAAGUGAAAUAAAAGAAGUACUCGAGUUGCCCAAAGAAAAAUUGGAAAAAUUAAAAGAAGAAGAAAAGAAUAUUAUUGAUGUGAAACAAGAUCAUGUUAGUUCUUCUGGCGAUGACAUUCUGGAAAUCAACAUGAUGGACCAUACAUCGGGAGCGUAUCAAGGCGACAUAAUGCUAACGGAAAGUCAAGUAGAAGACAUUAAAGAGGACAUCGAAGAAGUAUUCGCAGAAAAGAAUGGCAAUGCCACCGAGUAUAGAAAACGACGAAAACGCCAAGCAUUCCUCGACCGUAGGUAUCCCGAAACAACAUGGCGAGAUGGAGUCUACUAUUUCUUCCAUUACAGUGCAACUCCAAAAGUUCAAAGCGUUUUCAAAAAAGGCGCGCAGGCGUGGCAAGAUUACACAUGUAUCAACUUCCACGAGGAUAAAAACCGAAAAGAGAAACACAAAAUUCAAGUAUUCGUUGAAAAUGGUUGUUGGUCAUACGUCGGUAAAAUUCAAAAACCGCAGCAAGAACUAUCUCUUGGAAAAGGAUGUGAAUCUGUUGGUACUGCUGCACACGAAAUAGGUCAUGCACUUGGAUUUUGGCAUACUCAAUCAAGGCACGAUCGCGAUGACUUCAUCACAUUAGACACCAGAAAUAUUAAGCAUGACUGGCUUAGCCAGUUCAAUAAAGAAACGACGGCCACCAAUUACAACUAUGAUAUUACUUACGACUACGGAAGCAUAAUGCACUAUGGAUAUAGAUCUGCAUCCUACAACGGAAAGCCCUCGAUGGUUCCAAAGGACAGACUGUAUGCGCAGACCUUAGGAUCACCUUUUAUUUCCUUCUACGAGUUGCUUAUGAUGAACAAACACUACAAAUGUCUAGAAAAAUGUAAACCAGAGACAUCCACAAAAUGUGAAAUGAAUGGUUUCCCUAAUCCUCGUGACUGCAUAAAAUGCGUUUGUCCAAGUGGUUUCGGCGGUGAUCUUUGUGAUGAAAAUCCAUCCGGAUGCGGUCAAGUACUGAAUGCGACUAAAGAGUACCAAACUCUCACAGAUACAGUUGGUGAUAUCAACGUUGGGGAGAGAGAAGACUUCUCAAAGUGCUACUAUUGGAUCAAGGCACCAAAAGGUUCUCGUAUUGAAGUUAUGCUCGAAAGUUUUACAAAAGGGCUUGCUGUUGAUGGGUGCUCUUAUGCUGGAGUCGAAAUUAAAACUCAUAAAGAUCUUCGCCUCACUGGUUAUAGGUUCUGUGCUCCAGAAGAUAAGGGGGUCACUUUGGUGUCAAACUAUCACAUUGCCCCUGUGAUCACAUACAAUCGAGCCUAUGCAUCCACUACUGUCCUGAAGUACCGAAUCGUUACUGCAGAUGAUGGUCAACCGGGAAUUACGAGACAAUCAAAUCCAACCACAAAAAAGCCAAAACCAUAUGAAUAUACUACAAAAAAGCCAUAUGAAUAUUCUACGAAAAAGCCAAAUACGAACUCAGAUUGCGAGGACGAUAAACGCUUCUGUCCCCAGAUGAUGAGGCUGAGAAACUUCUGCACAGACAUUCAUUAUUCAAGACUCUUGAAAGAGAGGAUGUUUAGCAUUAAACACUUCACUGCUUAUCACCUUGGAAAAGUUCAGCUUCAAGUGAAAUCUGGUGGUGAUUUCAAAGAUAACAUAACGUGUUAUUAUUUCUUGGAACCAGAAGUCAAGGAAAUAUAUGAUAAGGAUUUCACUAAUGGCAGUGGAGUAUCCUUCCACAACGGUUUACCGCCUCAGUGGCGUGGAGGUGACUCUGGGAGUCGAACUGCGAUGCACAGCGGAGGUUCGUCCUCCGGCAGGGUCUCCCAAGCUGAGAAGGAGUCCGACACAUCCGACAUUCCGACUUCUCGGAAUCCGAAGCCAAGAGUUGGGCGACGACCUGUGGUGAAAGCUAAGUUUGCCGUGGCAUGGCUGCUUAGUUUGGGGAAAAGUGUUUUUGCCACUCCAGCAUAUUCACUGCCUCAGUACCCUGCACACUGGUCCCUGCUGUCUCAGACGUCGGAUGGUAUGGGGACCGGUGAGAGGCGAUCAAAUCUCAGACCGUUUACUUACAACGCGAGAACAGCGCCCACAGACGAUGACCUGCAUACCAUUCUCAGAGCUACAAAGCGUAUCAAAUUUCACGUGAUUGCUCUGCAGGAGACCAAGUGCAGAAGGAGCAACGUAUGUCACAUGAAUGACGGCACACUCGUCAUUCGUGGUGAGAAUGUUCCGUCGCGAAAUGUAGGCGGUGUCGGUUUUGUUGUGCACCCAUCUGUCGUUCAUCUUGUCGAUUCUCAUGAGAUCCUGUCACCUCGUCUGGUCAUUCCUCGCCUCCGCCCUCUGCCCCAAAAACCCAUCAGUAUCAUCAACUGCUACUCACCAACAUCAGCAGCUGAUAAAUCCGAAUUGGAGGCGUUUUACUAG
Molecule: messenger RNA, 2502 nt
Organism: Necator americanus (New World hookworm)
Lineage: Eukaryota; Metazoa; Nematoda; Chromadorea; Rhabditida; Ancylostomatidae
Exons: 19
Coding region: 1-2502 (833 amino acids)
Biological process (GO): proteolysis
Molecular function (GO): metalloendopeptidase activity; zinc ion binding
Source: RefSeq, a predicted model, not a curated record